Molecule: messenger RNA, 1135 nt
Organism: Hordeum vulgare subsp. vulgare (domesticated barley)
Lineage: Eukaryota; Viridiplantae; Streptophyta; Magnoliopsida; Poales; Poaceae
Exons: 1
Coding region: 298-915 (205 amino acids)
Source: RefSeq, a predicted model, not a curated record
GUGGCAGCAGAGAGGAGUAGUAAUCGUUUUGCCGGCGUGCAUGUGAGCUGAGCCGUGCAACCAACUGCAUGCCUCCUCUGCUCUGCUCUGGCUGCCUCGCUUCCUCUUUCCUUUCUAUAAAGACCCCACACGCACGAAUCAUGAGCUAGCCGGAGCCAGCCGCGCUUACAAGUUACAAGUGAGUGAGAGCGGGAGCUAGCAGAUCAUACGGAGAAGAAGAAGCUCGCUGUGAGGAGAGAGCUCUAGACUCUAUACUCCAGAGUGUGUAGUGAGAGAGAGACAGAGAGAUAGAGAGAAAUGGACUGGUACGCGUGGCUGUCCAAGGCGGGGCUGACGCCGGCGGCGACGUACGAGUACGGGCUGCUCUUCAGCGAGAACGAGCUGGAGCCCGGGGACGCGCCGGACUUCGACCACGACCUGCUCAAGAGCAUGGGCAUCGCCGUCGCCAAGCAUAGGCUCGAGAUCCUCAAGCUCGCCAGGAAGGACGCCGCCGCUGUUGCCUCGUCCCACUCUUCCGCCGCGGCUCAGCUCGCGCGCAGGGCCGGCAGGUGCAUCGCCCGGUGCGCGCGCCGGCUGGGCGGCGGGAGGCGGUACUCCUCCUCCUCGGUCACCGUCGUGCCGAGGAUCUGCAACGGCGCGGCGGGCGACGUGGUGGUCCGCGCCGGCGCGGUGCGGCGGAGGAGCAGCGUCAAGAAGAUGGUGCUCAUGAUCACCGACGGCGGCGUCGCGAGCGGCGGCGGCGUCCGGUUCUCCGGGUCCCAGAAGGCCAGCCUCAUCUUCCAGGACUGCGCAUACGACGACGACAACGGCGCCGGGGAGGAGGGGGACGAGGAGCGGUGCUCCGAGGGCGGCACCGCCGGAGGCGAGAGCGAGAUCAAGUGGGACUCCAUGUUCCAGGACCUCAAGCCGACGUGAGCUGCGCUGCGUGACCACGCCGAGCAUAUCAUUUUCUCUUGCUCCCUCGACCCCUUCUCGUGUUAGAGAUUACUGUUUUCUUGGUGUGCCUGCGACUGCGAGAGUGUGGCCUCCGGUUCUGUCUUGUGUAAAAUGAAUGGGUUUGGAGUGAUGAUGAGUGAAGUUCAAGAACGAUUGGCGCACCACAUCUGAAACUAUGUGCACACACCAACGGACGAAA